Molecule: messenger RNA, 813 nt
Organism: Nicotiana tabacum (common tobacco)
Lineage: Eukaryota; Viridiplantae; Streptophyta; Magnoliopsida; Solanales; Solanaceae
Source: RefSeq, a predicted model, not a curated record
UGUGAAUUGAAAAGUUUCAGUUACGAUGAGGAAAAAAAGGUUCUGCAUUUUUCUUUCUUUACAAUGAAGAGGGGCCAUAAAAUUGAUGAUUCCAUUCUGAGCAAAGAAAUCUACAGAAACUUCUCGUUGACCCAAAUUAGACGGUUUAGAUUUAUAUCCAUCAUUUGUUUCGUAGCUACGCAAAGGUCACCAGUUGCCAAUGUCAACGUCUAUCGCGUUAUAAAUAAAGGAAGCCUUUUGGUUCUCUGCCUCAUUAUUUUCCAACAGAUCGAUAGAUGGCGGCUGGUCUUGGGUUUCGACGCUAUUUAUUGUGCAUCUUGUUUCUUCUUUCAAUCACUAUAUUUUGUGUUUCAGCCCGUAACUCCAUUUCUCUCUCAGGGGACGAGAUGAAAAUGCUGCAAGUGAGCCCACAGGAUUACGGUGAACCCUCCGCAAACAACAACCACUAUCCUGGCAGGGGCAGGUUCGAUGGUGGUGGCCGUGGCCGCGGUCGCGGCCGCAACAAGUGGCCAUGACAAUGUUGACUAUAUAUCCUCAUGAGCACACAUUUUCCGUACGUUGCACAAUAAAAAUCUGCUACCUCGUAUAUUUUGUACUUACUAUAUAUGAAGCCUCUGCCGUUCCUGCCAUUCGUGUUAUUUCAUGUGACUCUUUACAGAAAAUUCUUGUUCAGCAAGUGUUAGUGAGGCAUUUAAGGUCUAGGACCAAUGAAUUGAAGUAGUUUCAUUAUAUUGACAAGAUCUUCCUAUGAUGUUGAUACAGUUUCGUCUUUGUACACCCAGAAUAAAUGUGAUUUAUAUAUUAUUAAGCUUA